Molecule: messenger RNA, 683 nt
Organism: Rhinichthys klamathensis goyatoka
Lineage: Eukaryota; Metazoa; Chordata; Actinopteri; Cypriniformes; Leuciscidae
Gene: ndufb2
Product: NADH:ubiquinone oxidoreductase subunit B2
Exons: 3
Coding region: 117-422 (101 amino acids)
Cellular component (GO): mitochondrial inner membrane
Source: RefSeq, a predicted model, not a curated record
UUAUUAGCAGGCCAAAGAAACAGCCGCUGUAAAGGUGACAUUUCUCCGUCUGAUCACUGUAGUCAAUUCGAUUAAUAAUCGUUGUAAAAACACAGAGAGCUGGCACAGGCAUAAGCAUGUCUUCUCUCGGGAGGACGGCGGGUGUCCUCCGAAGCGGCCUGCAGCUCUUCAGGCGUGGACCUCAGCAGAUGACCCUCAGAAAGGCAGGAGGCGGCCCUCAUAUUGAACCCCAGUACAGACAACCUCCUCAGAUCACCAAGAACCAGAAGUUCCAGGCAGAGCUGAUCAGCGGUGCCAUGUGGUUCUGGAUCCUGUGGCACACCUGGCACGACCCGGACGCCAUCCUGGGUCAUUUCCCAUGGCCGGACACUUCAGCAUGGACCGAUGAGGAGCUGGGAAUCCCACCUGAUGAUGAAGAGUAGACUUGCCCUCAACACCCCAAUGUACACAUAUGUAUUCAAGUCAUUAACAUGCUGAGGAAAUUGCUCAUUUCUUACCUGGUGUGUUGCCACAGCAUGCAUGACUAAUUUUUCUCUUCUCUGCUUUGCAGAUGUGCAACAGAUGUGAUGGCAAACCCACACAUUUUCUGUAGAGGAAACUGAAAGUUCCUGUUAUGUGUAUGGACUUAUUAUCAAGUCUAAUUGUAAAAGAUAGGAUUAAAUAAAUAAAAACCAUCGACUCUU